AUGGAUGGUCACCGCCCUUUACCAGAAGAUCUAGUAGUUGAUAUUCUAUUGAGAUUGUCAGUGGAAUCACUCUUGCGUUACAAAUGUGUGUGCAAGCACUGGUAUGCUCUCAUCAAAAGUCCAAGUUUCAUAGAAAAACAUUUUCAUCACAAGAACAAUUGUGCCCGUCUCCUUGUUUGCAACUUGAAAGUAGCACGUGAAGUACACCCCAUCGUAAAGUCUGUUGUAUUCUCCUUGCUCCCUGAAGAAAUUGUUCCAGGUGUGACCCCUGAACAAAAAACUCUCCUUCAGCUUCAGAGGAUCACUGAUUUCACGUGUGUUGCUGGUCCAAAUCCUGCCACCAGAGAGUUCAGGUCUCUGCCUCCUGCGCCUUUUGAGAUUGAGGCCUUUUUCUCGCACCAUGAUCAUCAGUUGGGAUUGGGAUUUGACCUGUUGACUCUAGAUUAUAAGGUCGUAUGGAUUCGAGUGUUCUGGGAUGAACUGGGACAAGGUGCUAAUAAUCGUGUCUAUGCCUGUGUCUAUUCCUCAUGCAACAAUUCAUGGAAACACCUUACUCCUGAAUUCCCUUCCAGUUCUACCUUAUCUGCACCCCUUGACGCCACUUAUCUCAACGGUGUUUAUUAUUGGCUUUGUACGGGCCUUGAUGAGAUCUACACGAUUCGCACUUUUGACAUGGACAGCGAGCAGUUUGGGGAGACGCAAGUCCCAGCUAUUCCAAGUGAACAUUGGGGGACGCUUACACUGCGUGGCAACUCACUUGCUUUAUUAACCGGUGACCCAGGCAAACCUAUGACAUCCAUAUAUGAUGUGUGGGUAUUGAAACAAGAGGGAAUUUGGUCCAAAGUUCUAACUGUACAACCUCAUAUAGAUGCUCAUUGGCCUCGCAACAUCUGGGAUAACGAUAAGAUGGUUUUCGAGAUCACAGAAACUUCACAGCUGGUGCUAUAUGACCCUAAAACAAGACAAGUUACAGAUCUUGGAUUUCAGCUGGACCUUAACAUGGCUGGCUGUUGGGUUUUCAAUUACAAGGAGAGCCUAGCUCCAAUAAAGAGAGGAAACGAGACUCAGGGUGAGGAUAAUGCAGUCGAGCAAAUUGAACACUUCUUCUAUACCAUACCAAUGGAUGAGGAUCUUAAAGAUUUGUAA
Molecule: messenger RNA, 1146 nt
Organism: Solanum tuberosum (potato)
Lineage: Eukaryota; Viridiplantae; Streptophyta; Magnoliopsida; Solanales; Solanaceae
Product: F-box protein At1g11270-like
Exons: 2
Coding region: 1-1146 (381 amino acids)
Molecular function (GO): protein binding
Source: RefSeq, a predicted model, not a curated record